UUUUAAGCGCGCCGGUUUCCGCCGUGGUGCGGAGGGCUGUUGACGCAGCCGCCAUAAAACGUGGUGUGCCUGCUGGAAAAAGGGAUUUCCUUUCACUCUAAGCGCCGAGAGACACGUUCACACAACAGCCACCAUGGUUCGGAUCGUGGAAACUUUGGAAGAAUUCAAGAGCAUCUUAGCGGAGAGCGGUGACAAACUGAUAGUGGUGGAUUUCACAGCCGAGUGGUGUGGCCCCUGUAGAAUGAUAGCACCACAUUUUAAAAAAUUCUCAGAAGCUCCUGAGAACCAGAACGUGAUUUUCUUGAAGGUGGACGUGGAUGAAGCAGAUGACGUCGCCGCAUUCUGCGCGGUCCAAUGCAUGCCCACAUUUCAUUUUUAUAAGAAUGGAAAAAUGGUGCUCGAAUUCUCUGGCGCUAACGAAACACAGCUGAAAGAAGGAUUGGAAAAGUUGAGAUAAAGUUUGUGACCCAGCGACCCAAUCCACACACUCAUUGUAUAAAAACACCACAGUCGCCACUGUUGACCUCUGUACAUGCCUAGAAAUUAAAGUUUGAUGUUAAGUAACCAUCAGGUCUCCUAUUCCACACAGAAUAAUACUUUAUUGCUCUCAUCAUGUUGGUGACAACCAGUCCUGUCACUUCACUGUCUGUGUUUAUCCACUGUCUUGCUGAAAUUAGAUUAAAACCUGAUGACCAUCUUUGAUUCCGUUUUCUAUGAAAUUGGCUUUGCUCCUGACUAACUCCUGAACUUUCUUUGUAUGUUGUGCUCAACACGGUGGAUUUAAUAAAUAAAGAUGAGCAACAAGAA
Messenger RNA from Centropristis striata (black sea bass), 807 nucleotides. It is a transcript of the gene txnb, whose product is annotated as thioredoxin. Bases 134 to 457 code for a protein of 107 amino acids. The record is from RefSeq and is a predicted model, not a curated record. The transcript has 5 exons. Gene Ontology annotation, molecular function: protein-disulfide reductase activity. NCBI's taxonomy places the organism in Eukaryota, Metazoa, Chordata, Actinopteri, Perciformes, Serranidae.